This is a messenger RNA of Anolis sagrei ordinatus, 1050 nucleotides long. It is a transcript of the gene FOXH1, whose product is annotated as forkhead box H1. Gene Ontology annotation, cellular component: activin responsive factor complex. Gene Ontology annotation, molecular function: transcription cis-regulatory region binding; DNA-binding transcription activator activity, RNA polymerase II-specific. NCBI's taxonomy places the organism in Eukaryota, Metazoa, Chordata, Lepidosauria, Squamata, Anolidae. The record is from RefSeq and is a predicted model, not a curated record. Gene Ontology annotation, biological process: transforming growth factor beta receptor signaling pathway; positive regulation of transcription by RNA polymerase II.
AUGAGGAGGAGGAGGAGGAGGAAGAAGAGGAAGAAGAAGAAGUACCUGCGCCACGCCAAGCCCCCCUACACCUACCUGGCCAUGAUCGCCCUCGUCAUCCAGGCCUCCCCCGAGCAGAAACUCAAGCUCUCCCAGAUCAUCAAGGAGAUCAGUGCCUGCUUCCCCUUCUUCAAGGACGGCUACCAGGGCUGGAAGGACUCCAUCCGCCACAACCUUUCCUCCAACGACUGUUUCCGCAAAGUGCUGAAGGACCCCUCCAAGCCACAAGCCAAGGGGAACUUCUGGACGGUAGACAUCCAACGCAUCCCCCCGGAAGCCCUCCGCCUGCAGAACACCCCCAUCUCCCGCCAGGAGGACCGGGUCUUCCCUGCAGACCUCUCCCCGUAUGUGUUCAAUGGGAUUCCCUUUAGCAUCCACCCCUCCCAGGCUCCUUUGCACAACCUGGCAGCCACCCAGGAAAACCCCUUUGACAUGGAGAACUUGCUCAGCGAUGUCCGGGAGGUGGGCCGGGCCACGUGGGAGCCAGUGCCCAUCUUCCAGGCCAACACCAGUGGGCCCCUUCCACCUUGGAAGGGCCCCUCAGCCUUCUCAAACUUGGGGCCAGCCGGGAGAGCGAGGCCAAAGCGGGGCUUCCCAAAGCAAACCCGGGACCCUGCGAGCAGUAGCUCUGAUUCUGAUUCUUCCGAGACCGGCGCGGACCCAGUUCCCUCCACCCUGCAUUUGGAGCAGCUCCCUACAUCUUACACCAAGUCUGUGGCCCCCAAUGUGGUGGCCCCGCCGAGCCAUGGCAUGCCCUUUUUGGCCUUUGCGGGGGCCUCCGGUGCCAGUUUCUACACCCCGAUGCCCACCUUCGCCAGUCCAGUGUAUUGGGAUCUGAUGCCAAGGCCAGCCUUGAGUCCGGUCCUCUCUUCCACGUCGCUCCUAGAUCUGGAUCAAGCCAUGCCCCCCAACAAGUCCAUUUUUGAUGUCUGGGUGACCAACCCAUCGGACACUAUACCCCCUGUGGUCAGUGCUUUUGGGGUCCUGGGACAUUAUGACCCCUCCGGAUAG